UCUAGAGAGAGAAAGAUGACCGGAGUAGUGAUGGCGACCAAGGGUGGUGGUUGCGGUGGAGGUGGUGGGGGUGGAUGUGAGGGUGGGAAGGGGACGAAAGGGGCUGAGGAGCAGAACCAGCUGUCUGUCAUGGCGUUUCUACUGACAGCUUUGCGGAAAUCUAUGGUUGCAUGCAGGGUUGAUCGCAGCGACGAUGUGAUAUCGGCCGUGCAGCAAAUGGAAAUCGGGUGGCCCACCAACGUUCGCCAUAUCACCCAUGUGACCUUCGAUCGGUUCAAUGGGUUUCUGGGUCUUCCGUCGGAGUUCGAGGUGGAGGUGCCGGGACGAGUCCCCAGUGCCAGUGCAAGUGUGUUUGGCGUCUCUGCGGAAUCAAUGCAAUGUUCUUAUGAUUCAAAAGGGAAUAGUGUCCCCACUAUUCUUUUGCUAAUGCAGGAGAGGUUAUAUUCUCAAGAAGGGUUAAAGGCAGAAGGGAUUUUUCGGAUAAACCCGGAGAAUAGCCAAGAAGAGAUUGUGAGGGACCAGCUGAACAGGGGCAUUGUGCCCACUGAUAUUGAUGUUCACUGUUUGGCCGGCCUUAUAAAAGCCUGGUUCAGAGAGCUUCCUUCAGGUAUCCUUGAUGGUCUUUCUCCUGAGCAAGUUCUUCAAUGUAGCACGGAAGAAGAAUCCGUUGAGCUCAUAAAGCAGUUACGUCCCACUGAGGCCGCUUUGCUCAGCUGGGCUAUUGAUCUUAUGGCUGAUGUUGUUGAGGAGGAGGAAUUCAACAAAAUGAAUGCGAGAAAUAUUGCAAUGGUUUUUGCUCCAAAUAUGACUCAGAUGUCUGAUCCAUUGACCGCUCUGAUGCAUGCUGUUCAAGUGAUGAACUUGCUAAAGACCCUGAUCACAAAAACACUAAGGGAACGAGAAGAAAGCCCGGCAGGAGGGUAUUCGCCCUUGUCUUCUCAUUCUUCUGAUGGGCAAACUGAUGAAGAAUUUGACAGUCAGCAAGAGAUGGAUACGAGCUGCGAAUUGAGAAGGCCAACUUCAGAUUAUGAUGAUGAUCAUGCCCAUUACAGCCACAGCAGUGAACACGAAGAUGAAGAUGAUGAUGAAGUCCAGUCACCAAGCAUGAUGCAAGAAUGCUUCUUAAGGCAAUUGGAUGAGAAUGAAAAAGUCACAGAGAUUUUCCCAGAAGAAACCGCUAGAGAUUCGCAGGGAGAGCAUGGAAUUCCUACAAACUCUGCCUUGAAUGUGGAGUCUGGUGCUUCAUUUACUGACAGCAAAAAUGGGAGUUCUGGCUUGAGUACCAGUGAUGGAGAAGAAGACUCAGGAGCAAGUUCUAUUGUUGUUGAACAAAAGGCCAAUAAAAACAGCCCAUCAAAAGGAUAUGAAGAUACAGAUGAUGUAGAAAUGGUAGACAAAUUGGUUGAGUCUACUGAUGAUGUGAAGAUGGUUGACAAACUGCUCGCAUCCAAUUAAUCUGUUUUGACUGUGGUUUCUUUAGUAUCAUAGUAUUGGGAAAAAGCUUCAUUAGCAGAUUUUGGUUUUCUCUCCACAGUCAUGGGGUUGGUUCUGUAAAUUACUGGUACUGUGUUUUGUUGUGUCUGUCAAAUGGGCCAGGAGUGAUUUGCUUGUGGCUGAUUGUGAUAGUCAGGGUUCAGCUUGGGGCUGAACUUGUGCUUGUUCUGCAUGUUUUCAGUGAAGAGUUUCUAACUCUGACCAUUUAGGUUGAAAUGAAAAGUCUAGUCCCAUGGUUGGGAAUAGUGAUAGGUUCAGCUUUAGGUUAAAAAAUUGUUCUUUGUUUGUAUGUUUGUAUGCUGGAUUUGUAGAACAAGGUUCAAAACUGGUUCACUUCAUGUUGUAUUAAUACUUCUACAUGAUGAAUUUGUGCUUCUCGUGCAUGAAUAUCCCAAUGGCUCAAGAAGGUUUUAUCAACUAA
Messenger RNA from Vitis riparia (riverbank grape), 1915 nucleotides. Its product is annotated as rho GTPase-activating protein 2. Gene Ontology annotation, molecular function: GTPase activator activity. Lineage: Eukaryota; Viridiplantae; Streptophyta; Magnoliopsida; Vitales; Vitaceae. The transcript has 4 exons. Gene Ontology annotation, biological process: signal transduction. The record is from RefSeq and is a predicted model, not a curated record. Bases 16 to 1455 code for a protein of 479 amino acids.